Molecule: messenger RNA, 330 nt
Organism: Galeopterus variegatus (Sunda flying lemur)
Lineage: Eukaryota; Metazoa; Chordata; Mammalia; Dermoptera; Cynocephalidae
Product: dual specificity mitogen-activated protein kinase kinase 6-like
Exons: 3
Biological process (GO): MAPK cascade
Molecular function (GO): MAP kinase kinase activity; ATP binding
Source: RefSeq, a predicted model, not a curated record
AUGCAUGCCUGGGGCCACUCUGUUCCUCUGCUGCAGUCUCUGCCCCUGCUCUCUUGCUGUGAUUUAUACCUUUACCUUUUCCUUUCGUCUUUCCUCAUAGGCAAGAAGCGAAACCCUGGCCUGAAAAUUCCCAAAGAAGCAUUCGAACAACCUCAGACCAGUUCCACGCCACCUCGAGAUUUAGACUCCAAAGCUUGCAUUUCUAUUGGAAAUCAGAACUUUGAGGUGAAGGCAGAUGAUCUGGAGCCUAUAGUGGAGCUGGGACGAGGUGCCUAUGGGGUGGUGGAGAAGAUGCGGCAUGUGCCCAGUGGGCAGAUCAUGGCAGUGAAG